GGUAUGUAUGCCGCAUUCCCAACGUUUCAAAUGGGCGAGGUUAAUUUUAAUCCAGCGAAGUCUUUUAAUGACAGGUUGGGCCUUGUCAUUGAAAAGGCGUCGCCAUGCGAUCCCCGAAAUCGGAUGCAUGAUAUGAAAUAGGGUGGGAUGAGCUGCCAUUCGCCGACAAGGCUUCGAACAGUUGGAGCUCACGUCCCAGUCGCCUGAACGCUGGCCUUCUCCGGGUGCCAACAUUGCCAUCCAUAGUCUGUACUUGGACACACAAAGCAUGGCUACGUCCCUCGCCCCUCCCGGAUCUCACGCCCCGGCACCCACGGACUCGGACCUGCCCGGCUCGGUGCUGUCGCUCCGCGAGGCAUCCCGGAAGCUAGUGCGAGAAUGGGGCUUCCUCCGGCCAACCUUCAGUCCCUUCUCCCUCUCGCCCGCUGCCGUCCACUGCAUGAUCGAGAUCGGCGACUACGGCCGGCGAUCCGUCUCUGACCUCUGUAACGAGCUGAAGGUUACUCCGGCCCAACUCUCCCGCAUCUUGGCAGAGUUAGUCUCCAACGGCAUCGUCCAGAGGGUCCAGGAAGGGGAAGCUAGCACGGGGCACCGCGAGAUUUACACACUCUCCGCGGCCGGAGCGAGCACCCUCGCCGAGAUCAACGCGUACGCUCAAGAGCAAGUCACGAAGGCGCUCGCGGCGGCCCCGCCAGGGGCCGGUACGAGCAUCACGGCAGCGUUUCAGGCCUACGCAACCGCGCUGGAGCGAUCGAGAUCUAGUCGAGCCGACGUCGCCCCGGCCCUCGCACCCUCGACGGCCCCGGAGCAGCCGCCGGCGCCCCCAGCAGUCUCCAUCGUGGCCGGCUACCGCCCCGGCGUCCUGGCCCGCACCGUCGAGAUGCACCUGGACUACUACUACCCGAGGAACGGAUGGGGCCGCGAGUUUGAAGCCAGCUUUUCCGCCACCCUCAGCGACCUGAUACGCCGCCUGGAUCGGCCAGUGAACCAGGUCUGGUCCGCCGUCAUGACGACCCCGGCUCAGGACCCGGCGGCCUCGCCCCGGGAGCGGACGGUAGGUGUAGUGUACGUGGACGGCGAGCGCUCCGGGCUGGAGGGAGUGGCGCGACUCAGGGCCUUCAUCGUCGAUAAGUCGGCCCGGGGCUUGGGUAUCGGGAAACGGCUCUUGGCAGCGGCGAUGCAGUUUGUGAAAGACACUGGGUUUCGUGAGUGUCAUCUGUCGACGUUGCGCUCCCUGACUGUUGCCAGACGCUUGUAUGAGAGAGAGGGGUUUAAGGAAGCUGGCGAAUCCUGGUUUGAAGGGUUCGGAAAAGGGCUAAUGGAACUAAAAUACGUCUGGCGCCGACCAGAAGAAUCCUGAGUGAUCACGACCUUUCCAUCGGAUUUCAUG
Thermothelomyces thermophilus ATCC 42464 is the source of this 1390-nucleotide messenger RNA. RefSeq lists its product as uncharacterized. Gene Ontology annotation, molecular function: N-acetyltransferase activity; DNA-binding transcription factor activity. Gene Ontology annotation, biological process: regulation of DNA-templated transcription. The transcript has a single exon. The record is from RefSeq and is a predicted model, not a curated record. NCBI's taxonomy places the organism in Eukaryota, Fungi, Ascomycota, Sordariomycetes, Sordariales, Chaetomiaceae. Bases 269 to 1360 code for a protein of 363 amino acids.